UAUAAAAUAAAACCCUUUCGCUCGUUAUUAUUAUAUAUUCAAGCACCAUUUUUAAUCCAUUUUCCCACUAUUUUUUACCUUUGAUGCUCGCAUGGCCGGUCUCGAUUUAGCCACUGCUUCAAUCUACGUUCAGCACCUUCAAAGGCCGGACCUUCACCUACACCACCAACCCGAACCGGAAGACCACGACGUUUCAGAAAACAGUGGUGGCCGUUCAGACCAAGUUCAGGACUUUGUCAACGGCGGUGCCCACUCGGGUGACCUUGUUCUAUCUCGUAGGCCAAGGGGUCGUCCACAAGGUUCGAAGAACAAGCCGAAGCCACCGGUAAUCGUCGCCAGAGAGAGUGCCAACACGCUCCGAGCUGAGAUUCUUGAAGUUUCGAACGGCUGCGAAGUUUUCGACUCCGUCGCCAGCUACGCUCGGAGAAGACAAAGAGGGAUAUGUGUAUUGAGUGGGAGCGGUACGGUGACGAACGUCAGCAUUAGACAGCCGGAUGCGGCUGGAGCUGUUUUAACUCUUCAGGGAAGAUUCGAAAUAUUAUCGCUUUCGGGUUCGUUUUUACCGCCGCCGGCUCCUCCGGGCGCCACCAGUUUGACGAUCCUUUUGGCUGCCGGACAAGGGCGGGUUGUUGGUGGAAGUGUGGUUGGUGAACUGACGGCGGCUGGACCCGUUAUUCUCAUAGCAUCGUCGUUUACGAAUGUGGCGUACGAGAAACUUUCCUUAGAAGAGGAUGAGAUUCAAGUCGACGACGGCGAUGGCGGCGAAAGCAACAUGUUUUCCGAUGCCGGCGCCGGACCGGGUGUGCUGCCUUUCUUCAAUUUGCCACUCAAUAUGCCUCCUAAUGACCAUUUACCUAUCGAAGCAUGGCAAGGAAACUCAGGAGGUGCAUAGGCCGAGGUUUUAUUUUAGGUUUUAAAAUAUUUUCUUUAUUUUCUAAAUUUUUAGAAUUUGUGAUUUCUUAAG
This is a messenger RNA of Hibiscus syriacus, 964 nucleotides long. RefSeq names its product AT-hook motif nuclear-localized protein 23-like. Lineage: Eukaryota; Viridiplantae; Streptophyta; Magnoliopsida; Malvales; Malvaceae. The record is from RefSeq and is a predicted model, not a curated record. Gene Ontology annotation, cellular component: nucleus. The transcript has a single exon. Gene Ontology annotation, molecular function: minor groove of adenine-thymine-rich DNA binding; DNA-binding transcription factor activity. Bases 92 to 892 code for a protein of 266 amino acids.